Messenger RNA from Grus americana (Whooping crane), 348 nucleotides. RefSeq lists its product as uncharacterized. The record is from RefSeq and is a predicted model, not a curated record. NCBI's taxonomy places the organism in Eukaryota, Metazoa, Chordata, Aves, Gruiformes, Gruidae. The transcript is spliced from 3 exons.
AUGUCCUUGGUAUCCCCAGAGUCCUGCUGUCCCCAAACUCGCCGUGAUGUCCCCAACAUCUUGGUGUCCCCCAAACCUUCCCCAAUGACACCUGUGACCCCAAACCCUCCCUGAUGUCCCCAAACCUUCCCCAAUGUCCCCAAUGUCCCGGUAUCCCCAAAUCCUCCCUGAUGUCCUCGGUGUCCCCAAGCCCUCCCCAAUGUCUCCAAUGUCCCCACUGAUGUCCCCAACAUCUUGGUAUCCCCAAAUCCUCCCUGAUGUCCUCGGUGUCCCCAAGCCCUCCCCAAUCUCCCCAAACCCUCCCUGAUGUUCCGCAUGUCCAUCUUGGUGUCCCCAAACCCUCCAUGA